AUGUUUAUUCGUGACAAGUAUGGUCAAUCAGCCAUGAGCAAGUUGACUAUCUCCGAAAUUGCAUGGCCAAACCCCAUGGUCAUUUUGUUUGGAUGUCUGGGAGCUACAAUUGGAGCCGGUAUGCAGUCACUAACAGGAGCACCACGUUUGCUGCAAGCGAUUGCGUCUGAUGACGUCAUACCGUUUCUGAAGCCAUUCCGGAAGAUGGACAGUCGUGGUGAGCCGAUUCGUGCUAUCUUCGUCACCAUUCUGAUCUGUUGGAUGGGCAUUCUCAUAGCCGUCAUUGAAAACAUCACCGCUCUCAUUACACAUAAGAAUUAUAAUAGAAAAGCGUGUGGUCACAAUACCCUCAAAAAUCACUUGCACUGUCUCAAUAUUUUUGUCCUUAUGUCCUGCUAUCUGGGCGUGAACACGGCAUGCGCCCUACAGUCUCUGCUCAAAUCACCCGGUUGGAGACCGUCAUUUCGAUAUUUCCACUGGGCUCUGUCGAUGUUAGGAGCAUUGUUGUGUGUGGCGGUGAUGUUCAUCUCGGCCUGGUAUUUUGCACUCGUUGCCAUCUUCAUCGGUGCAGCCGUCUACAAGUACAUUGAGUAUGCUGGAGCCGAAAAAGAAUGGGGAGACGGUAUUCGUGGUCUCGGCCUCAGUGCUGCUAGAUUUGCCUUGCUCAACGUUGACACCAAGCCUCAGCAUAGUCGAAAUUGGCGACCACAAUUACUUGUUCUCCUAGAGAAUACUGAUUCGCCAAACACUCACGGGAUGCUCUCAUUUGUUAGUCAGCUCAAAGCUGGAAAGGUAAGUUUGCAGUAUCUAUUUCAA
Cooperia oncophora is the source of this 816-nucleotide messenger RNA. The record is from the annotation of a GenBank genome assembly. NCBI's taxonomy places the organism in Eukaryota, Metazoa, Nematoda, Chromadorea, Rhabditida, Trichostrongylidae.